Messenger RNA from Theobroma cacao (cacao), 3324 nucleotides. RefSeq names its product putative leucine-rich repeat receptor-like serine/threonine-protein kinase At3g14840. Gene Ontology annotation, molecular function: protein binding; ATP binding; protein kinase activity. Gene Ontology annotation, biological process: protein phosphorylation. Lineage: Eukaryota; Viridiplantae; Streptophyta; Magnoliopsida; Malvales; Malvaceae. The record is from RefSeq and is a predicted model, not a curated record.
UUGUGUCCUUUCAUACUUUAUAUUUCCCUAAUAAGUGAAAACAAAUCAAAGAAAGCAACUGAAUUCUUCUUCAAACAUUCCAAGAUGUUCUUUCUUCGACCUGCUGCUUUCGCUUCAAUAUUCAUUGUCUGUUGCCUGACAACGAUAGCAUCUGGAGCUACACUUCCACAUGAUGAAGAGGAAGCUUUGAAAAGCAUAGCGAAAACGUUAGGGAAGACGAACUGGAACUUUGAAGUUGAUCCAUGCAGUAGACACAGCAGUUGGGUUGAGGUAGAAGAUUUGAAAGACUACGAUAAUAAUGUCACCUGUGAUUGCUCCUUCUCCAAUAACACUACCUGCCAUGUCGUUAACAUACGGCUCAAGGCACAAAAUCUGUCAGGUACUCUUCCACCAGAACUGGUCAGGCUCCCAUUUCUCCAAGAAAUUGACCUUAGUCGCAACUACCUUAAUGGCACGAUUCCUCCAAAAUGGGGUUCUAUGCAACUUGUAAACAUUUCCCUUCUUGGAAAUCGUUUAACAGGUCCAAUCCCAAAAGAGCUGGCAAACAUAAGCACUCUUACCAUCUUAGUCGUUGAGGAAAAUCAACUCUCGGGAACUUUGCCUGCUGAGCUUGGGCAUCUACCCAGCAUUGAGAAAAUGCAACUUGGUUCCAACAAUUUUAGUGGAGAAUUGCCUACAACAUUUGCUAGGCUGACUACAAUGAAGGACUUUCGAAUUGCUGACAGCAACUUCACAGGAAAGAUUCCCGACUUCAUAUUCAAGAAUUGGACAAAACUUGAAAAACUAUUUAUUCAGGCAAGUGGUUUGAGUGGGCCAAUUCCAGACAUUGCUUUGCAAAAUUUAACUGACUUGAGAAUUAGUGACUUGAAUGGAGGUGAAGCAACUUUUCCACAGCUUGAUCUGCCUAAAUUGACGAGACUGAUAUUGAGGAGUUGCAAUCUCAUCGGACAGCUACCUGAUUCUAUUGGGGCAUUGACGAAAGUAAAGAUCUUAGAUCUCAGCUUUAACAGACUCAGUGGAGAUAUUCCGCCUGCUCUUUCUGCUCUUACAGAUUUGGAUAACUUGUUUUUAAAUGGAAACAUGUUUACUGGACCAGUCCCUCCAUGGAUUUUGGAAACAAAACAAGAAAUGGAUCUUUCAUAUAACAACUUCUCACUUACAGUACCAGAUUGUCAACAAAAAGGAGUGAACUUGUUUGCAAGCACUCCAAGGAUCACUAACUCAGGAAUUGUUCCAUGUUUGCGAAGCUUUAAGUGUCCAGCAGAACCUUUGCACUCGCUUUAUAUAAACUGUGGAGGGAGAAAAGUACCUGUUCAUGGUAUCACCUAUGAAGAUGAUUCUAAUAGAGCUGGUCCUUCAACAUUUGUCCUAAGUUCAAAUUCUUGGGCAUUUAGCACCACCGGUGUUUUCUUGGAUGAUGCUGGUGAUCGUGACAACUUAAUUUUGAGCAAUGCACAAGUUUCUAUGAGUGAUCUUGAACUGUACACAACUGCACGGCUUUCACCUGGCUCUUUGACUUACUACGCAUUCUGUCUGAAAAAUCAUAGCACAUACAACGUAAGCCUCCAUUUUGCGGAGAUACAGUUCACUGAUGGCAAAACAUUCAGCAGCUUAGGGAGACGGGUAUUUGAUGUUUACAUUCAGGGAAAGCGGGAGCUGAAGGAUUUCAAUAUUAAGGAUGAAGCAGGGGGAGUUGGCAAACCAAUUCUAAAAAAUUUUACCGUAAAUGUGACUGAUGGUACUUUGGAGAUCCGUUUGCAUUGGGCUGGAAAAGGUUCAACUUCCGUUCCUACGAGAGGGGCUUACGGUCCUCUUAUCUCAGCAAUAUCUAUUGUUGAUCCUGCUUAUAAACCUUCACCAGAAAAUGGGGGUGGUAUCUCUGCCGGCAUCGUGGUUGGAAGUGUGGCUGGUGCAGCAUUCGCUGUCUUCCUGAUUGGGGGUAUCCUUUGGUGGUACGGAUUUUUAAGACCAAAGAGUACACUCGAACGAGAUCUAAAAGGUCUAGAGUUGCAGACCAAUUCCUUUACCUUGAGGCAAAUUAAAGCUGCCACAAACAACUUUGAUGCUGCUAAUAAGAUUGGCGAAGGUGGUUUCGGUCCUGUUUACAAGGGCAUUCUGGCAGAUGGCACGGUAAUUGCUGUUAAGCAGCUAUCUGCUAAAUCAAGGCAAGGAAACCGUGAGUUUGUGACUGAGAUUGGCAUGAUUUCAGCUCUACAACAUCCUCAUCUGGUAAAGCUGUAUGGAUGUUGCAUCGAAGGAGAUCAAUUGCUGCUUAUAUAUGAGUACCUGGAAAACAACAGCCUUGCUCGUGCAUUGUUUGGCCCGAAAGAAUUCCAGUUGAAAUUAGACUGGCCAACAAGACGGAGGAUCUGCAUUGGCAUUGCAAGAGGUUUAGCCCAUCUCCAUGAAGAGUCAAGGUUGAAGAUUGUACAUAGAGAUAUUAAGGCCACAAAUGUGUUGCUUGAUAAGAAUCUGAACCCAAAAAUAUCUGACUUCGGUUUGGCCAAACUUGAUGAAGAGGAUAAUACCCACAUUAGCACCCGAAUUGCUGGAACUUAUGGCUAUAUGGCUCCUGAAUAUGCAAUGCAUGGUCAUUUAACUGACAAAGCAGAUGUAUAUAGCUUUGGGAUCGUGGCUCUUGAAAUUGUUAGUGGCAGGUGCAACACUCAAAAUCGGUCAAAGCAAGAAUCUUUCUACCUCCUUGAUUGGGCUCAUGUUUUGAAGGAGAAAGGGAGCUUGUUGGAUUUAGUUGAUCCAAGGAUAGGCUCUGAUCGCAACAUAGAAGAGGUGAUGGUAAUGAUUGAUGUGGCUUUCCUAUGCACUAAUCCCACUGCUGCAGCUAGGCCUUCCAUGUCUUCUGUGGUGAGCAUGCUUGAAGGCAAUACUGUUGUUCAGGAGUUGAUUACGGAUUCAAGUAUUUCUACGAAAAGGUUAAAUGCAGAGGCAGUGAACAUGUUGUAUCAGCAAAUGAACGAAAAUGAUGAAGAAAACAGUCAGACAAAAAGUAUGUUCGGAGAUGGGCCAUGGACUACUUCUUCAUCUGUUGUUGAUCUCUAUCCAGUCAGUUUGACUUCUGAUUAUUGGAAGAAUAGAGAUUCGACAAAUUAAGAAAAUUGUGAUGAUUUGCUGCCAGAAUACGUUAACUAGGAAUGGUACAACAAAUAUUUUUCUUGUGUGAUGUCAUUACUUUGAAGGUGCAUUUCCAAACAUUAAUUAGUGUGGUGUGAUAAUUGCAUAUGUCAAGAGAUCAAAAACAUUUUGUUCUUUGUUGAAGCUGUACUUUUAUUUUCCAGACAAUAAUCCAAAACUAUUAAUCCUUGUCAA